This is a messenger RNA of Habropoda laboriosa, 991 nucleotides long. RefSeq lists its product as uncharacterized. Bases 157 to 741 code for a protein of 194 amino acids. Gene Ontology annotation, cellular component: lysosomal membrane. The transcript is spliced from 5 exons. The record is from RefSeq and is a predicted model, not a curated record. NCBI's taxonomy places the organism in Eukaryota, Metazoa, Arthropoda, Insecta, Hymenoptera, Apidae.
UAACAUCAGUUACUUUUAUAUUAUUUGACAGUUAAGAGCUGUGUACAAGAUGGUACUACAGUAAGUGUUUUGUUUGACAAUACACCUGACCAAUAAGUUAAAUACAUCGAAGUAAUAGAAGAGGAACACAUACUGAAUGAGAGUUUUAACAAUAUAAUGUUGAAGCACAUUUUCUUCGCAACUGCGAUCAUAUUUGUAUUUCUGUCAGAAUCUGAGGCGCAAUAUGAUGAUAAGCGAUGUAAAUGCAUUUGUCCUAGUCUUUCAUCCGUUAUAAAUACAACACAAUCGUCAUUGGAACGACAAACAUAUAUUAUAAAUGUUCCACCCUCACAAUGUAACUGUGAAGAUGUGGUAUUAACAAAAGUAGGGGAUCAGUUGAAAGGUAAAGAGGAAAUUUUUUGUUCACGAUGUGAUUGCAAAUAUGAAAAUAGAAACACUGCUGUAAUCAAAAUAGUGGUGAUACUUGUUAUUUGGGUAAUAUCCCUCUUAGUGAUUUAUAUGUUAUUUUUAAUUUGUUUGGACCCAUUAUUAAACAAAAGAAUUCAUAAAGCUUCAACAAAUAUUGGCUAUCAUGAACAUAAUAAUGAAGAGGAUGAUCCCUCAAUAGCCCCUGGUACAUCUCAUCCUAUGGGUGAAAGAGGUAAUGUUUUAAAUCGCGUUGGUCAUCAGCAGGACAAAUGGAAACGUCAAGUUCGCGAGCAACGUCGUAAUAUUUAUGAUCGGCAUACUAUGCUUAACUAAAUUGUACAGAUCUGUUUAUAGAAAGAAUUAAAUAUGAUAAAUAAUAAUACAAAAUCUAUGACAUUCAUUUGAAGGCAUUUACAAAUUUUGUACAUAAUUUUUCCAGUUUAACUUCCAUAUAAACAUGAAAAUUUAAUUCCAUAAAAUGAUAAAUAAAUAAUUGAUCUAUUUGUAAAUGCCACCAAACUAGGUCACAGAUGCUAUGUUAACAUUGCACCGAAUAUAUAUACCUAGUAAUAUUCAAAUUUAC